CGCCUUUCAGAUUCGUAUCGCUGCCUCUCUCGCCUCUCCCCACUUUUGUUCUCCCAUUUCCAGCCGUCGCAGCGCAGAGCCGGGUCAGCGGAACCGAGGAGAACCCGUCCGACGCAGAAGCCGUCCGGGAUCCACAUGCGAAGCAGCAUUUGCUCAGAGGACACGCCGCGCGCCGCUCUUUCUGAACCGGACUACUUUUCCUGUCGUUCUCGGAGUUUUUUCCACGCUCGUCUUGUUGCAUCGAUUCCCGCUCCCGAAACUCAAGAUGGAGAACGACGAUAAAUAUCUGCCCGAGCUUCUGGCGGAGAAGGACAGCCUGGACGUGUCGUUCACUCACGCUAUGAAACUUUUGAACGCAGAAAUUGAUAGAAUCCAGAAAGGCGAGACUAAAAAGGAGUCAGAAACCUAUCUGGACCUUUUCACAACAAAGAACAUCAAGCUGAAGGAGCGAGUGCUCAUCCCCGUCAAGCAGUACCCGAAGUUUAAUUUUGUGGGCAAGAUUCUGGGACCUCAGGGGAACACCAUCAAACGCCUGCAGGAGGAGACCGGAGCCAAGAUCUCUGUGCUGGGCAAAGGAUCCAUGAGAGACAAGGCUAAGGAGGAGGAACUGAGGAAAGGCGGUGAGCCCAAGUAUGCCCACCUGUCCAUGGAGCUGCACGUCUUCAUCGAGGUGUUCGCCCCCGUGCCCGAUGCUUACCUACGCAUGGCGCACGCCAUGGAGGAGGUCAAGAAGUUCCUGUUUCCAGACAUGAUGGAUGACAUCUGCCAGGAGCAGUUCAUGGAGAUGAGCUACCUUAACGGAGGGCAGGAGCCCCGGGGCCGGGGUGGGAUGGCGGGCAGGGGCCGCGGAGUCCCUCCUUCAGUCCACAGGGGGAGGGGCAUGCCUCCUCGUGGGUCUGCAGCGAGGGGGGGUGUGACUCGAGGCGGCCCAGCCAGAGGUGGCACAGUCAGGGGCGCCCCGGCUGGCAGGGGGGGACCCGCUGCUGCGUCCGUUAGGGGAAGUGUGGCUCCACGUGCCAGACCCCCAGCUGGAGGACCCCCCCAGAGAAUGGGAGCACCCCCUGGCCUUCAGCACGCCUCCAACGCAGCAGCUGAGAGCUACGAUGAUUAUGGAUACGAAGACAGCUACACAGAGUCGGGCUACGAGUCGUACGACAACUAUUACAGCCAGCCGCAGGCAGAACCAGAAUACUACGACUACGGACAUGGAGAUGCUACACAGUCGUAUGACUCCUACGGUCAAGACGACUGGAACGGCACCCAGCGGACGACUGGAGGAAAGGCCCCUCCCACUUCUAGAGGAGCCAAGACUUCGUACCGGGAGCAUCCGUACCGUCAGUACUGAAGCGGACCCGCCCCUCCCCCUCUUAGCGCGGUCCUGAUAGCCGUGUGUCUACUGCGGCAGCUCUCGCUUUAAGAAGCCCGACAAAAGUAAUUGUCCGUUUUGUUUUUUGUUUUCUUUCCUACAAUGGACUUUAUAAAAGAGAGCAAAUUUGGAACUUGAAAAUCGGAACUCGUUUUUGAGAUUUGACAACAGCCCCACCCCACCACCACCUUACACCUGACCAACCAGCUGCCCAUCCAAACAACUUUGAGAUGGGUCAGACAAAGCUGCCUCUUUCAUUUUUUCUUCACCCAUUUUAAAUGUUGCUUUGCUGUAUACCCCCCCCUGGCUUUUUUUUGUUUUGUUUUUUUGCAUUGAUGAUUGUUACUUAAAACUGUUUUUGGAUUUCUAGAUGAAUUAGUAGCUCAUCUGUCUUAAGCAUUUUAGUUAAACUGUUUUAAAUACAAAGAAUCUGUUGAGAGUCAGUUGCAGAUUCCCAUUUAGGCUACAUUUCAAAAUUCAGUUAAUAUAGCCAAUAAAAUAUCAUUAAAACUUCCAAUUAUUUCAUAUUUAAAAAAAAGCAAAAACUGGAAAAACAUCAAAAGAAGUCCUAAAUUAAGAUAAUGUUAAAGCUAUGGAAUCAUUCUUGUUAAUCUUGUUUUUAAAUAGCUCUAAAACCUUUUCCAUUCCAAUGCAGGCAGCCAUAUUUGACAUUGAACUCCGAGUUUUGAAAUAUAGCCCUAAUAGACACUGUUGAGAUGGACUGUCCUCAUAUCCUCCGUUUGUUUGACAUGUUAAGACUCAGAAAAGUGUUUGUUAAUGAGAAUCUGGUCCGAACAUGGCCUCCUGUUCCACUUAAACCACUUCAGGUCUUCAUUCUGUGAUUUGAUUCUAUAUAAACUGCAUGCAUUAAGAACAUAAAGAAGGAUUGGGACAAAAAUCUCCACAUGGGUCUUCUCUUACUACAGAGAAGGGAUCCUGCAGCUCAAUCCGAACUCUUGUACAUAUUUUAAAACAUCCUAACUGUACUUAUUCUCCUAGUAUCUGUACCCUCUCCAUAAAAUGCAUUAUGCUACAUGUGUAAGCUUGCCUAAAUAGGUUACUAAAUCUGUCCAAAAGAUGUUUUGCAGCAGUUUGUCAAUAAAGCUUAGUUUGUUUUUUUAUGAAACUUAA
Oryzias melastigma (Indian medaka) is the source of this 2497-nucleotide messenger RNA. It is a transcript of the gene khdrbs1b, whose product is annotated as KH domain containing, RNA binding, signal transduction associated 1b. The transcript has 9 exons. The record is from RefSeq and is a predicted model, not a curated record. Lineage: Eukaryota; Metazoa; Chordata; Actinopteri; Beloniformes; Adrianichthyidae. Bases 266 to 1345 code for a protein of 359 amino acids. Gene Ontology annotation, molecular function: mRNA binding; poly(A) binding. Gene Ontology annotation, cellular component: nucleus. Gene Ontology annotation, biological process: regulation of alternative mRNA splicing, via spliceosome.